UUCACACGGAUAAUCUGCAGAUUUGAUCUUGAAUGGCAUCUGAAACGUCAAUCAUACUUGACGGGAAGGUCAUAUGGGGCCUGGAACGUUAUAAUUCGGCAGUUCACAUGGAUGUAGCGGGGCAAGGUACCUCAUUUCUUGACAAACAUUGAAAACUUUGCAAGAAUCUUGUUACAGUUGACGUGAAAGCAAUGGAAAGCGCUCUAGCCAAGAAGACAGAAAGAAGGCAAACGAAACAACUUGUGGAAAAACAGCGAAGAGACAGGAUCAAGAAAAGCUUAGAAGAACUGGCCUCGCUUAUUCCAGAGGCUAGAAAACAGCUACAACUUGGCCACCGAUUAAGGCAAACAAAGAUUCUUCAGCUAGUUGUGGAUUACAUUCGAUCCAGUCAACAAGAACGCGAGAAUUUUAAACUUUAUGAUACCACUUCGUAUCAAACUUGUUGCUUGUGUUCCUUUUGCGAGAAACGGCUCUUUGUUCACGAAACUGAUACAUUUUCAUGCACUGAUGAUCUCAACGUGAAGUUAUCACGAGCGCCCGUAGAAGCAUCGGUCAGGGGAAGGGAAACGUCAUUCCCUCCCAAGACCUGUCCUUUCAAAGUCAAUAACGUUUCUGCCGAAACUGGUUAUGACAAAAGAAAACCUGAGGAACGACUUGAGGAGAAGAAAGACGGUGUUGCCGUGGAAACCACGUGUAAGGGACCCUUAAAUGCCCUCAAAUCUUUGUGUUCUUCAAUUUCUCCACAUUUCCCGCCCCACACCAUCGGAAUAUCAAGUGGCCUUCACUCCAAAAACUCCACCUGGUUUGUUUCGGAUUCCAUGUUACAUCAGCCGACAUCUUUCGGGUUGGUCCCUCAAGUACCUCCACCUACCACUGAUCGACAGACACUUGCUGCUCCAGAGAAUCAAAAUCUAUGGAGACCCUGGAUUUGUGGACAUGACUGCAAGAAUGAUUAGGACUCUAAUCUCUUUCGCAGCCAUCGCCUGGCUACAUCACACAGCGUACUCUCGUCCCAACCUCGUUCCCGGGGUCCUCUCUCGUCCUCUCCCGAUAUUUUUCUUGAAGGAGGAUGAGAGAGGACGUUGGGAACAAGGUUGUUCUUGUCACUCGUUACUUAAUGGGAACAAACAAAAGGUGUUCAGGAGAAUAUUAAGACAUUCAAAUUAGACGCUCAACAUGAAAAAAAAAAACAAUAAAGGUGCCUCUCUCUCGUUUACUUUAUUCAAUCAACCCCCCUUUUAAAAAUGGGGCGAGUGAUUAUCGCUCCUUUAGCAAUGUACUGUUUGCAUUCAACCUAAAGUUUGUGCCAGUAAACGUUGGGUUCGUACCUUGCUGUUUCUUUCGAGAAUACCUUAUCUCAGAAU
This is a messenger RNA of Pocillopora damicornis (cauliflower coral), 1364 nucleotides long. RefSeq lists its product as uncharacterized. Gene Ontology annotation, molecular function: protein dimerization activity. Lineage: Eukaryota; Metazoa; Cnidaria; Anthozoa; Scleractinia; Pocilloporidae. The record is from RefSeq and is a predicted model, not a curated record.